AUGGCAUGGAAACAAAACGCAGCUGCCUCCGACUUGGUUGCGUUCGUCAAGGAGCAGGGCGGGGUCGUAUCAUCCGAGAAGCUGCAGCCAUUCUAUGCCCGGCAUCCGACACACAGGUCCAUCAUUGCAAACGUGCUGGACUUCUGCACGGCUCGCCCCGAGCUUUUUCACACCUGCAAACAAGCCGGCUCUCCACAUUGGAAGUUGCGGCUGGCAACUGGGAAGUGCUCCGCAAGUUCCGGCAAGUUGGACAGCAUCACCGUCGCUGCAAACCUCGCGCUGCACAUUUCAAAAGCAGAGAAGCCGUUUCUGACAAGCGACCUUGCACAGUUCUACAGCUUGUGUCAAGCGUACAAGGAUACUAUCACUCGCAGUGGGGGCCUGCGGCCUUUCUGCGACAAACAUGCGGGUCUUCUGGCCUACCAGUGGAACUUGUCGGGUGAUGAAAUAAUUCUUCCCAAUCACUGUUGCUAUUUCCUUCGUGGCACGUGCACGAAGAAACAUAGCCAUGGCAAUUUCUUGCACGAUGCGGCAGUAGUGGAUGGCCAUGCGUGUUGCUCUUAUGGUCCGUUGUGCAAGCGCGGCCAUUGGCAGCUGAUUGAGGCUUUGGCAGGAGGCAGCAGCAUACCAAAGGAGGCCAACGAUGCUGACGCCGAGGAUGAUUUGGAGCAGGAGUCGGAUGUGUUUGAUCUGUCUGUCGAGCAAAUCCGAUGGGCUCACGACUCCAUUGAGAUCCACUUCAAAAACGGUAAUCUGCUCAUCGAUACCCUCAAGCAACUGCUGUCGGAACGCUUGCAACCAUCUGCACUUCCGAAGCUGUGUGUUUGGCAGAAAGGAGACGUAUGGAAUGCUAUCACUGGAAACAGACGGCUCUGGGUGUUAAAGGAAUUUUCCAAGAUGCUCGGCAGGGAUGUGAGAGUUCCAGUGCGGCGUUUAAGUGAGAGCACAGCUGCAAGUGCAUGGUUCCGUCGCAUGUUCACAACCAGGACUGACGGUGAGUCCGUUUGCUUUGUGGCAUCAAAGCAUCAUUAUCCCAGCAUGGGUUUUGCGCUUGCAUCAUUGAGCCCUUCAUCUGCUCCAGACGCACACGACCUGGAAAUCGGACAUGUGUUGCAAAGUUCAUCGGGUGGUGUUCCAUUGACGUCGUUGAACGCCAAGUUCCAAUCAAGAUUCUCGGUGACGGCCCGAGUUAGAGCGAGACCGGAUCUUUUCCGCAUCGCAGCUUCUACCGUGAUGUUUGCCAGCGCCGUGAAAGCUUCAGCCCCUCGUGACGGGCACGGCCAUGGCAAUCCACCGCAAAUCGAUUCUGGGAUGUGCGAUGAAACCGGUCGUGCCGCAGGGCAGGGUCAGACAGACGUCCCGAUGCAGAAGUCUGCAAAGAGAAGCGACCUUGUGUGGAAGCUCAAGCUAGACAGCAGUCCCGUAGCAGAGGACUGUUCGAGCGAAGCUUUGCCAAGCAAUGUUCCGGCCGGCAAGUCUAGCAAGAGAACGGACAUGGAUGCGCAGGAGACCGUAGCCGCGGGAAGUAAAGAAGCACAGGUCCAGGCGGGCAAGUUUGUAUCCGUAAGGAAGCAUUCAAGCAUUGGCUGUGCCGUAGUAUCCUUUAAAGAUGUCGAAGUGAGGCGGCAUAUUCUGGCCAAGGCCUCACCGCAGGAGUUGGGCAACGUAAGUGUGGACAUAGCUGCCCACAUGGAUCCAGCAACUUCUUCAGAAGUGCCAACCGACCUGUUCGUGGCGUGGGGCCGAAAGGUGGAACAGUCCACGCCACUUUCGAUCCACAAGCUUGUGAGCUACUUCGAUGACAAGCAUGAGGGGGUGCAGCGGGAAAUAGCGAGCCAGAAAUCAACAUCGAGUCAGAAAUCUGAGGAGGAGGAGGCAUGCAGGGAGGCUGACAAGCGAAGUGGCAAGCAAGAGCUGGUGCAGGACUCACCGUCGCAGCUGAGUGAAGGCUCUUCGGGUCCUGGAGCACAGCAUUGCCUCUGCGAUUUAGAAAGACUGCUCGCCAAGCUCCCAGCAAGGGCGCUCAACGAACUGAGCCUGCCGUCCUUUGCCAAGGCUUUGCAUCAAUCCCGAGCCCAGAAGCUGAUACUUCAAGAGGGCCGGAGGAUGCAGGUUGUAGCCGUAGCCCGUGGCAACCUGCGCUCGCUCACGAUGCCGGAAAUUCAACUGACGCAGCAAGACCUUGUUGACAUUGCAGAGGAACUGCGCCUUCCCAAUGGAAAGGGUACCUUCUCAGCCAUGCAGCCAGUCGCGGGUGGCAUACAUCGUGUCAGUAUCGGCUACAGUGUUCAGCAGCACAUCAACUCGAUUUCCUUUCAUUUGGGACGUUUGCUUCCUGGAAUUAGUGAUCCAGUGCGGAAGUUCCUCGAUUCCGGCAGUUGUGUCUUCCUUGGGCCGAGUCGAAGUGGGAAGACGACUGUGAUGCGCGAUGUUGCAAGCUCCUUGUCGAAAAGCUGCCAGGUGGUGGUAGUAGACUUCUUUGAUGAGCUGCAUCAGGGAGGUCUUGGUCUUGCCGGGCACAUUGUCAGCCCAUCCGCAACGGACACCAGCCACGUCAUCACGCAGGUCAGCCAUGAGCACAGCCCUGAUGUCAUCGUGGCAGAGUUUAGCCAACCUGCGGAAGCUAUAGCUGCAGCGCGUGUCUGCGGUGGAUCGGGCCAGCGGUUGAUCUGUUCAGUGCCUUGCGCCCUGAACGCCCUCGUCGAGUCUUUCUUUAUGACUGGAUAUGGUGCCUAUGUGUAUCCAUGCAUCUCCUUCCCCUUUCGGUCGGCCAUUAUGCUCCGUCAGGAGCUAGAUUUUUGGCAAAUUUAUGAGAAGGUCCAAGCAACCGUUUGUGCUAUGUCUUGGAGCACAGCCUGCCCAGAGCACAGGGCCCCACGCCAGGAAAUCCUCUUCCCAACAUUCAUUCGGCUGAAGCCCUUAUUGCUUUCCAAAGACCCCAAGAAGACAGAGGAGCCGUGGCAGAGACACGUGUGA
Messenger RNA from Symbiodinium necroappetens, 2976 nucleotides. The record is from the annotation of a GenBank genome assembly. NCBI's taxonomy places the organism in Eukaryota, Dinophyceae, Suessiales, Symbiodiniaceae.